This is a messenger RNA of Lachnellula hyalina, 1341 nucleotides long. It is a transcript of the gene L2HGDH, whose product is annotated as L-2-hydroxyglutarate dehydrogenase, mitochondrial. The transcript has 4 exons. Bases 1 to 1341 code for a protein of 446 amino acids. Gene Ontology annotation, cellular component: mitochondrion. NCBI's taxonomy places the organism in Eukaryota, Fungi, Ascomycota, Leotiomycetes, Helotiales, Lachnaceae. The record is from RefSeq and is a predicted model, not a curated record. Gene Ontology annotation, molecular function: (S)-2-hydroxyglutarate dehydrogenase activity; (S)-2-hydroxy-acid oxidase activity.
AUGCUAACUCCGAGUGUCAGCCUUGCAUAUUCAGCCUCGCAGAUUUUUACAUCACCACCUUUAAUCGCAUUAACGAACGAUAACACGACAUUUUCAAUGUCCAAGAACCCUAUACAAAGCAUGUUUUCUCGGGCUCUGGGGAGUCAAUUGGCAGCCAAAACUGCGUGGCGGGGCUUCGCAACGACCGCAGUGAGGGAGGCUGAUUUUACUCAUGCUAUCAUUGGCGGCGGUGCAAUUGGAUUGGCCAUUGCAAGACAAUUGGCAGGUAGAGAUGGGACGAGUACAUUACUUGUAGAACGAAAUGGUGGGGUUGGGAUGGAAACAAGCUCACGGAAUUCAGAAGUAAUACACGCUGGGCUCUACUAUGGUGCCGACUCCCUCAAGACAAAGCUCUGCAUCCAAGGCCGCCAUAUGAUGUACGACCUCUGCCAAAAGCACUCCAUCCCGCACAACAACAUGGGCAAAUGGAUUGUGGCCCAGACAGAUCAACAGUGGGAAGAAUUGGUCAAGGUCCAUGAAUUUACACGCAGCAUCGAAGGCGUACCUACCAGCUUCGUCUCCCUAGCAGAAGCAGCCAAGCAAGAGCCUGACGUGCAAGCCAAAGCCGGGAUCCUCGAAUCCCCAACAACAGGCAUCAUCGACUCGCAUGCAUACAUGCAAUUCCUACUCGGCGAUUUCGAAGACCGCGGCGGCGACGUAGCGCUCCAGUCCCCCGUCGUCGCCAUUACCCCCCUCGGGCAAAACGGCAGCGCGGGCUGGGAAGUAACCACGAAAGACAAAUCCUCGGGCGAAGAAAGCACCUUCACAACCGAGAUCCUCGUCAACUCCGCGGGUCUCGGAGCUUGUGAUAUAAACAACAUGAUCCUGCCUCCCAGCAGACACCAAAAGCAAUACUACGCCAAAGGAAACUACUUCUCCUAUGCCGCCUCGCAGCCCAGCACAAAACACCUCAUUUACCCCGCGCCCGAACCCGGUCUCGGCGGUCUAGGCACGCAUCUCACGCUCGACAUCUCCGGACGGAUUCGCUUUGGUCCGGAUGUGGAGUGGGUAGACAGUCCUGAUGAUUUGAAGGUCAAUGAUGCGAGAUUGCCGCAGGCUAUUGAGCAGAUCAAGAAGUUUCUCCCGGGCGUAAGGGAGGAGGCUAUUCAGCCGGAUUAUGCGGGGAUUCGACCGAAGUUGGGACAUCUCUCGGCCGUUGCGACUGGGAAGAGCUUUUUGGAUUUUGUGAUUAGGAGGGAGGACGGCUACGAGGGGUUUGUAAAUUUGCUUGGGAUUGAAAGUCCCGGGCUGACGGCCAGUUUGGCGAUUGGGGAGAUGGUAGAGGGGUUGUUGUAUAGAUGA